GUCAUUGCUGAAAGGCAUAAGCUGAUUCCUUCAGUUUAUGCAGUAUUAGAUGUACAAGAAGGUAAGUAUGGGCAUGCUGAUGCGGUAACAUAUUUGGGCCCAACUUUUAUAAGAAUCCGCAGUGGUAAGCAUGAUAGUAGUACCGCAUACUUAUAUAGAAAAGAUUUUGAUGACUUGAUGAAUGAGAAGCAAUUGCGCAACUACACUACAACAACAAAUAAACAACCUAAACCUGUAGUGGUGCUGCUAAGUGAUGGUGGUCCUGAUGAGAAUUCCUGGUAUAGAAAGACAAUCCAGAUAAUGAUCGAACAUUUUGAUAAAUACGAUCUCGACACCAUCAUUGUAGCAUGCUUUGCACCUUAUCAAAGUGCAUCUAAUCUAGUUGAAAGACGAAUAGCACCUCUAAAUCAUGACUUAGCUAGCGUCAUACUCCCACAUGAUAUAUUUGGAACACAUUUGGAUACACAAUUGAGAACAAAUGAUAAGGUAUUAAAAAAAAGUAAUUUUAAAGCAGCUGAAGAUGUUUUAACAUCAGUAUGGGAAAAUACAAUUAUAGAUAGUUACCCAGUUCUUGUCAAGUAUAUAGAUUCUUCUGAAGAAUAUCACUAUCCAAAUGAGAA
Molecule: messenger RNA, 620 nt
Organism: Racocetra persica
Lineage: Eukaryota; Fungi; Glomeromycota; Glomeromycetes; Diversisporales; Gigasporaceae
Source: the annotation of a GenBank genome assembly